AUGUACGCUUCCCUGCUAUUGGCAACCCCGUUCCUUUACCUGGGGCUUCAAGUCCUCCUUAAGCUCUCAAGAGCCAUCUUCUCUCCAUUAAAGGAUAUUCCCGGUCCUUUCUGGAGUCGUUUCACCACUUUAUGGUAUUUCAACCGGACUCGCAAAGGAAAAUUCGAGCAAGACAAUAUCCAUCUUCAUCAAACUUAUGGCCCAGUCGUCCGUAUUUCUCCGGAUCAAUACAGCAUCAGCGAUAUCGACGCCAUUAAGAUAGUGUACGGGUCUGGUUCCAAAUUCGCCAAAUCUGCAUGGUAUGAUGGUUGGAGACAUCCCCAGCAGUGGUCAAUUCGAAAGCCCAAAGAUUAUUUUUCUUUGGGCCAGCGUUAUACUCCCAAUCGUGGUAUCCGGCUAACAUUUUACCUAGCCGAGACACGGAAGAAAUUCACCGGCUUAUACUCUAUGAGCUCGGUAGUGCAGUAUGAGCCUUUUGUGGACAGCUGUAUCGAGAUAUUCUUUCAGCGACUGGAUGAAUUUGCGGACCAAAAGCAAGUCUUCGAUCUUGGGCAUUGGUUCCAGUGCUAUGCAUUCGAUGUGAUUGGAGACAUUACAUUCGGGCAGAGAUUUGGUUUCUUGGACCGAGGUGACGAUAUCGACGGCGCUAUCAACGCUGUACAUCGGCUGCUGGUCUACAGUACACUAGUUGGGAUCUACCCUGAAUGGCACGCACGCCUGUUUCAGACCUUGACCAAGUUUAAAAUAUCUGGUGCGGGAGGUAGAGCUUAUAUUGCGAAGUUUGUUCGAGAGAAGAUUGCACUUCUCGAGAAAGAGCGCAAUACCAUGGAUAAACCAACAACAGAGACAUCUCAGACACAAGACUUUCUGACAAAGAUGAUGCAGGCGCGCGACCAAGACCCGGAAAAAGUAACUGACUUUCAUCUGGCAAUGAUGGGCCAGUCAAAUGUAGGGGCUGGAUCUGACACCACAGCCAUCAGUUUGUCAGGUAUCAUGUGGCAUCUCCUCAAAAACCCGCAGGUACUGCGAAAGUUACGCGAGGAGAUCCGCGAUUUUACUGAACAGGGACGCUGUAGUGUCAACAUCACCAUGAAAGAGACACAGGAGAUGCCGUAUCUUCAAGCCGUCAUGAAGGAGGCCCUCCGCUUGCAUCCAGCUACAGGCUUACCCAUGUGGAGAGCAGUGCCUGCAGGAGGAGCACAGCUGAGCGGAAAGUUCUUCCCUGAAGGUACAAUAGUUGGAAUCAAUGCCUGGGUUGCACAUUACAAUGAAGAAGUGUUCCUUAACGCUACGGCAUUUCGACCGGACAGAUGGCUAGAGUCAGAGACUGAGCCUGAGAAGAUGAAGGAGAUGAAUCAGAUGUACAUGCCGUUUGGAUUGGGCUCAAGAACGUGUCUUGGAAAGCAUAUCUCCAUUCUUGAGAUGUCAAAGUUGAUCCCUCGCAUAGUGCGUGACUACGAUUUGGUCCCAUUGCGAGAAACGCUGGAUACUUCGAACUUUUGGUUUGUGAAGCCGACGAACUUUGACGUGCGUGUUUCUCGACGAGUAAAAGAGUCUGUCGCCUAA
Molecule: messenger RNA, 1566 nt
Organism: Penicillium verhagenii
Lineage: Eukaryota; Fungi; Ascomycota; Eurotiomycetes; Eurotiales; Aspergillaceae
Product: cytochrome P450
Exons: 4
Coding region: 1-1566 (521 amino acids)
Molecular function (GO): monooxygenase activity; heme binding; oxidoreductase activity, acting on paired donors, with incorporation or reduction of molecular oxygen
Source: RefSeq, a predicted model, not a curated record